CCUGGGCCCCGGUCUCCGGUGGAUGUUGCGGCCAUCCGCGAGAUCAGUCGAUCUGAUCCCCUCCCUGACCCCCCUUCUUUUUGCCUGAUCGCCCCCUGCCGCCCUUUUUGCUUUCCUGCUCUCGACGCAGGCGCCCGGGAGCCCGUCCUCCUUCCUUGCCCGCCCUCGCGCCGCCCGAUUGCCCCCUCGCCUCCCUUGCGCCUUCCCCUCCCGUUCGCCAUGUCGCCGAUGGCCGCUGCCGCUGCCGGGGCAGAUGGCCUUGGCCCGCCUCCGCCCCAUGCCCCGCCGGCGCCCUCGCAGGCUGUCUCGCCGUCGGCCCUGUCGGCGGCGGCGUUCGAUUGGCCCGACUCGCCGGCCAUCGGCGCCGAGCACGCCCCACUUCCCUCGCACAUGGUGUUGGAUUUCAUCGCGCGGCUUUUCUUCCCCCCUGGCGCCGGGGAGCCGACCAGUGCGCAGACAAGUCCAUCCCCAUCGAGCGUCAGCCUGGCCGCCACGGACCAGGCCGCAUCCGAGCUCCCUCCCCGGGCGACGUCACCCGAGCCCGACGGCCCGAGCGCCGGGCAUGAGGAUGAAUGCGAGCAUCCGCCCCGGCCGGAGGAGCCCGAGCAUCCCGCACAGCCGAGGCAGCCCAAGCAGCCGAAGCAGCCGAAGCAGCCGGAGGAGCCCGCCCUGUGGCAACAGGCUCCCCCCAUCCCCGAACGAUAUAGGAACCUCACGGCUGAUGAACUGAAUGAACUGCUUGACGAGCUAUUCGAGCACUUUGAGCCCUCACUGCGGGUUCUCGCUUCGCAGGAUCGCACGCCACACUCGCGCCGGGACCAGUCGCCUGUUUCGCCGGGCCGCGCGUCCCCAGGGCCGGGGUCUUCCGCGUCAUCCUCCUCCGGGCAUCUUUCCUCGACAUUGAUCGAUGAUGCCGGGUGUUUCCGCCUCCAGAUGCUCACCCUGCCGAUGGCCGUGGCGCUGCUGUUGGCGGCGGAUCGCCACCAAACUCGGCCCGGCUCCAUGUUGAUGGGUACUUGGGGCCAGCCGGCCAUCGCGAGCCCCUUCGGCCUGUUGGCGCAGCGUGUUGCCUGCCUGAUUGACCUGCCCAAGAAGGCCUUCUUCCUGGGCAUGCAGAGGCUCCUGGUGGACGCCGUGCGCAUCCAUGGCCUCAGCAUGGGGGCCUUCUUCGCGGUUUGUACCUUCAUCCGGCCGACGGCGCUGGCGAUGAUCGGCAAGCAAUCCGCGCACCUGGUGCUGACCGAGCAACUGGUCGAGUGCCCGGUCCUGGGGGAGGAUUGGCGCGCUCCGACGGCCGAAGCCGGCGGCUCCUCCACGGAGCCGGCCUUCCCCCUGGCAAGUGUGGCACGCAUGCCGAUGUCCCCCAAGUGCGGGUCCCUGUGCAUGGGAGCCGGGCCAAGCUCGAAGGUCCCGCUGGAGGCCCGGCUGGCUGGGUACCUGGCGUCGCGGGCCGGCCUGGACCCGGCGGCCGAGAGGGCCUGUGCUCGAAGCUGCCGGCCAUUGCUGGCCUCGGCUGGACGAGUGCCGGCCGGCUUGCUGCGCAGCCUGCUGGCAGCCCAGUGCGCCAUGGACCGGCUCUAUUCGAGCGGCGAUGUGCGUGACUCGCUGCGGUGCUCGUCGAAUCCGCAAUUGGAGGAAAACCUUCGCACCCACCUGGCUUUCAUGGGGUUCCUUCGAGCCGGGCUUUUGCUGGCCAUCGGGCAGGCCGCGGAUCCGGUGCGGGUGCUGGAGUUUGCCACCGCCGCGCGCGUGUGGCCGCUGCUGGCCGGCCUGCCGCUGCUGGCCCUGCUGGACCGGUGCCUGUCGGACCUCGAGCAGCAGCACCUGGUGGCCGAGGCGAUUGAGGCCCAGGUGGCCGCAUCGCGCGAUAUCACCCUGGCCGCGCGGCACUUUGCCCACUUCCCGGGGGACCUGCUGCAGCAGCAGUUCAACCACCACCGGCUGGCGCUGCUGGCCUUCCAGCGGAUUGGCAUGCUGCGAACGGUCCUCCAGUGCCUGGAAGCCCGUGGCCGGGUGUUCCUGCCCAGCUGGCUGGCACAGCAGCGCUCCGGGGCCCCGGCCACGGGCCACAUUGACCAGCCGUCAUCCUUGUUUUUCGGCCAGUCGCGAUUGAUCGGCCUGGUGCAACUUUGCUCCAACACCCUCCAGCGGGACAUUCGCCGAUUGAAUUGGACCUGGGUGGACCGCUGCUCCGAGCUCUUUGCCCUGCGCCCCGGGGCAUGCAUGGACUUUGUCUUGGGCCAAGACGCCACCGAUCAGUGGCAGCACCUGGGAUCGCGGCCGUCGCCCAGCCAAGCGGCGUAUGUCCUGACGGAUGCCCUCGGGGACUUCCCUUCCUGCGAGAAAGUCCUCGAUGCCUUUUGGUUCAUCGUUGAUACCCUGAAUGGCAUUGCCUUUACCAUCGCCAAUGCCCUGGCGGCCGAGCCGCCUGCGGCCCGCGGCCCGAUCGAAUCGGUCGUCCACCAGUAUGGCCUUGCGGUGGGCUUGUCGGUGGAGCCGAGCAGCGCCGAGCUCCGGUCACUGGCUCUCCUGUGUGAGCGUGCCCUCCCGUACUUGGGUUUGGUGACGGACUACCUGUACUAUCGGUUGCCGAUUGCCCAGUUACGAGAGCAUGGUGCCCCGAUCUCGGACUUGCGUUGUUUACCGGCCGACGUGCCCUUUGGCCAGAUGACGGUCGGGGAGUUGCUGUCGCUUUCGCACGACCGGCGCCGGGCCCUGGUGGCCGGCGCCGGCGACAUGCUUGGGCCCGAGUCGCCCCUGGGACAGCUGGGCUUCCAGCGCCAGGCGAUCUACCUGCCGCCCAGGAAGUUCCUCCAACGCCUGGCGGCCAAUCCGUCGCAGCAGCAGCAGCAAUCCUUCUGGGUGCGGGAUUUGGAUCAGCUGGAGCAGCUGGUGGAGCAGCUGCUCCGGGCGCCUUCGCCCGAUGGGCGGCUCUCGACCCUGGCCGCGUUUGAUUGCGAGUGGUUGCCGAAUUUCGGGCGCUUCCACAAGACCAAGGUGUCCGUCAUGCAGGUGGUCUGGUGCCACAUGGCGGCCGGCCCCCCGGGGUCCGGCGGGACUCGGACUUUCACCCGGCAAACGGGAACCACCGACUUCCGGAUCAUCGACUUCUCCGACAUCGAGGCCCAUUCGCCGCGGGCGGUGGCCCUGCUGCGGCGUCUGCUCGGGCAGCCGGCCUCGCACCUCCACCGGCUUGGGCAUGGGUUUGGGGCGGACAUAGCCCAGAUCACGGAGAUGACUGGCAGCCGGGAUUUGCAGGGCGUGUCAUUGGUUCGGCCGUUGUCGAAUUUGCUGUCGACCUUGCGGUUUGCCGUCACCGGUCCGAGCGACCGUCGGCGCCUGACCGACCUGGCCCUGCAGCUGCUUGGCGUGGGCCUGGACAAGUCCGUGACAUUGAGCAACUGGACCCAGCGGCCGCUGCCCCUGCGCCAGUUGCAGUAUGCCCUGGCCGAUUCGACCGUCCUGCUGGACCUCUUCUUCCGGAUCAUGCGGCAAAAGCGCCGGACGGUCAACUUCCUGCCCCAAGACAAGGAGGCCGCGGCGUCGGCCUCGGCCUCGGCAUUGGCAUUGGCAUUGGCAGCCGGGCCGGUGGUUGGGCCGCGGCCGGGCACCCGUGGCGCCAGCCGGGCCGCGGUGGCGCCGAACCCGGAGGCCGUGGCCCGGUCCGUGGCCAAGGCCGCUGCCGAGCCGGCCGCGGCUGAGGAUGGCGCCCUCGAUGAGCCGAGCGAGCUGGAGCUCACCUCGGACCAGGAGUCCGGAUCCGAGCCGGAUCUGCCCCUGGAUCCGGAGCCGGAUCCGGAGCUGGAUCCGGAGCUGGAGCUGGAGCCCGAGCCCGAGCCCGAGUCGCAGCCGCAGCCGCAGCCGCAGCCGCAGCCGCAGCCGCAGCCGCAGCCAGAGCCGAGGCCGGGGGCGGGCCGGACAGCGAGUUCGGCACCAGCCUCCAAAUGCACGCCGGGGGCCGACCCCGGGACCGAGUCUGGCCAUGCGCCGCAUGGCGUCACCAAGCGCGAGAGCCGCAAGCAGGCCGCCCUGAAGGCGGCCCAGCUGACGCAGCAGCAUGCCCAAGUGCCCGAGGAGCCGAUUCCCACCGGGCACGUCGGGCCGAUCCUUCAAACGGUGGAGGAUUAUCGCCGUCGUCAGACCGAGCUGUCGCCCAUCACGCCGGAGGUCGUCGCGCGUGGGGUGCCGGCCGUGGGGCUUCCGCUGCCCGGGGCGCCUCGGUGCCCGACAUCGCCGUACCUCUUCCGCUUCGCGGUGGACCACUCGAACCGGGUGUUUGCGGCCUUCAUGCGGGAGUGUGGCAUCGACACCGUGUCGCUGGACCUUUCCCUGACGGCGGAUGAAAUUGCGAUGUACAUUUACUGCUCCGGGCGGGUGCUCCUGUCUACCGGGCCACGGCUGGUGCCCUUCAUCGCGGCAUACACCAAGCUCCUGGGCCGGGCGCCGGAGGCAUGGCAAUUCCACCUGCUCUAUACGGGCCCGCACUCGCAGCGCCUGGCCUUGGUGCUGGACCAUUGCUCGUAUGCCGUGGCGCCGGAGGGGUCGGCCCUGCAGUAUCGACAUCCGAACCCCUCGAAGAAGCCCGGGCCGUUGAAUUACGAUCCCCUGGCGCCGGAGGCGGUGGCGGCCCUGCACCGGCGGGUGCGGCCCUUCGAGGUGUUCACCCUCUGCCCUCGGUGCAACAACAACAGCCUUCGUGAGUGUCCGCUGGCGAAGGCGGGCACCUUGCCGAAGCCGCCGCAGGCGCACAUUGUCUGCUCGUCGCACCCGCCGCGGGCCUUCUUCCACUGCCCCAAUUGCCAGAGCAACUACUGGGACGGGCAGUUGUAUUGGGGCAUUCUCGAGAAGGCCGGGCUGCUGGUGAAUCGGCGUCUGCAGCCGGAGUGGAGCCAUCCUCUGUGGUCGAGUGAGGCCCGGCGGUCGGAGGCGGCUGCCUAUUUCCGGCUGAUGACCGGCCUGCCGGAAGCCACACCGUCGGAGGAGGCGGCGGCGGCGGCGGCGGCGGCGGCGACGGCCGCCGGCGGCCAGGCCGAGGAGGCCACCGUGUCGGUUAUCUUCCCCCCGGAGGCCUUUGCCUCGAACCGGGACACCGACCAGGCGGCCGAAUUCCUGGACCGGCUGGCCGGCACCGAUCGGCGCUUGACGCAACGCAAGCUCGAGGUGUCGCUCGAGUAUACGAGCUUGUAUCCGGCCCCGCUGCCGGGGACCCUGAUUGGCCCGGCGGACUUCCUCUUCACCACCUUCUCGGUCAGGUGCUUCUCGGCCGGCAUGCCGGUGACACCAUUUGUGCCGCCGGUGGCCGGGGCGAAUGCGCCCCCCCCGGCGGAGCCGGUGGUUGCCAUCGACAAGGCAGCCAUUGGCCCCUCGAUCAAGGAUGCCAAGCCGUCCGCCGGCAAGGGGAAGGCCCUCGCCAGGGGGGAAGCAAGCCCGGGCAAGGGCAUGCCGGCGCCGAAGGAUGUCCCCUGUCGGGGGGUCCCCUCGAAGGCGGGAGGGGCCGGCUCCAAGGGCAGCUCGAAGGACAGUUUGAAGGACACUUCGAAGGGCCCGAAGGAGAGCCGGCCUGCGCGGCUCCCGGCGGCGGCGGCGGCCCGUACACCGGCGGCCAGGGGGGAUGCCUGGCUGGCCGGGGCGCCGGUGCUGGACUUCGCGGAUGUGGCCAUUGGCCAGUCGACGGAUGCGGCGGCGGCGGCGGCGGCCGUCGCCAUGGCCCUGGUGUCGUCCGUCAUCAGGCGGGCCAUGGUCCUUGCGGCGACGGCCGGCGUCGCCAGUGUGGCCCUGGAUCCUCCCGAGCAGGGUGGCCCCUCGGACGGGCCGGAUGAGGAUGUCAUUGUGGCCGCUCCGCUUUCGGCCAGCAAGAAGAAGCGCCAGAAGUACAUGAAGCGCCCCCGGAAGGUCGCCAAGAAAUAA
This is a messenger RNA of Fonticula alba, 5907 nucleotides long. RefSeq lists its product as hypothetical. Gene Ontology annotation, molecular function: 3'-5' exonuclease activity; nucleic acid binding. Bases 220 to 5907 code for a protein of 1895 amino acids. The transcript has 6 exons. Lineage: Eukaryota; Rotosphaerida; Fonticulaceae. Gene Ontology annotation, biological process: nucleobase-containing compound metabolic process. The record is from RefSeq and is a predicted model, not a curated record.